GAAUCCUGCAGGCUUGUGCUUCGUAGAUGCGAUGGACACUGUGUGGUGGCUGCUGUCUUUUGGUGCCCUGCUGUGUCUGCCCGGAGUGCCCGGUCUAGACAAUGGCUUGGCCCGCACCCCUGUCAUGGGCUGGUUACACUGGGAGAGGUUCAUGUGUGAGACGGACUGUGUAAGGAACCCAAACAACUGCAUCAGCGAACAGCUCUUUAUGCAGAUGGCAGAUAUGAUGGUAUCAAAUGGAUGGUUAAAAGCUGGAUACAAGUACCUGUGCAUUGAUGACUGCUGGCUAGCUACAGCCCGGGAUGAAAAACACAGAUUGCAAGCAGAUCCCAUAAGAUUUCCUGGAGGGAUCAAGAAAUUAGCUGAUUAUGUUCACUUCCAUGGAUUACUGCUUGGAAUAUAUCAGGAUCUUGGCAUAAAGACUUGUGCUGGAUAUCCAGGAAGCCAGGGAUUUUAUGAGUUGGAUGCACAAACCUUUGCUGACUGGGGUGUAGAUUUGCUCAAAUUUGAUGGUUGUUAUUAUGAAAAUCUGGAGCAGUUGGAAGAAGGUUACCGCAAUAUGUCUAUAGCAUUGAACCGCACAGGUAGAAAUAUCGUGUAUUCUUGUGAGUGGCCACUUUAUGCCCGUCGUUUCACAAAAGUAAAUUAUACUCAAGUUGCAGAGUACUGUAAUUCUUGGAGAAAUUUUGAUGAUAUUCAAGACUCUUGGACAAGUAUAAAGAUGGUGUUAGAUUUCACUGCAGCUUUACAAGAACAGCUGGUUCCUGCAGCUGGACCAGGAGCAUGGAAUGAUCCAGACAUGCUGGUCAUUGGUAACUUUGGGUUGAGUUGGGAUCAAGAAGUCACACAAAUGGCUCUUUGGUCCAUCAUGGCUGCUCCACUGCUAAUGUCUAAUGAUUUACGAGAUAUCAAUCCAAGAUCCACAGCACUUCUGCAAAACCAAGAGGUGAUUGCUAUCAACCAAGAUCCCCUAGGUGCUCAGGGGUACAGAGUGUUCAAGGGAGAUAACUUUGACUUGUGGGAAAAGCCCCUUACUGGAGGAUCUCUUGCAGUUUCUGUGACAAAUCGCCAAGAAAUAGGUGGUGCUCGACAAUUCCUUCUGUCACGUGGCAUACUUUGGAAAGGAUUAGCUUGUAAAAACAAGUGUUACAUAACACAGUUGCUUCCAAGACGGUACGAAUAUGGGUACUUCAAUGAAACAUUCAGCUUGCUGCUACCUGUGAACCCCUCAGGCACUGUAUUGUUGAGGGUGGAUUAAUCUUACACUGUUUAAUAAUAAAGGAGCAGGAAAAUCUGAUCAAGGACAGCACUGCAGCUUGGAGAACAAUUAUCGGUGAAUUCAUUGGUGUUGAAGAUCGGUUAAAGGGAUUGUCUAACAAAACAGACAACCUGUGUAUGGUGUCAAUGUAUAAUAAAGCCACUUACUAAUAUAAUGUUAUUAGCCAUAGUGCAGAGAUCUUCCAUACCAGCUGUGUUGUCUGGCUUAAGGGCUAGUUCACACAGGUGGAUCCGCCGAUGAUGGACCCCUACAGUGUGUCUCAGAUGUGCCUGCUCGGAGCGGCAAUCUGCCGCUACGAGCAAACACACUGGUGUAAUGUGUACUCGCACACAUCGCGGCCACUCCCCCUGCUCCCUGAGCUAGGCCUAGAGCAGCUGCGAUCUGUGCGAGUAUACUGCGCGGAGACUCGCACAUCGCAGUGUGUCUGCUCGUAGUGGCGGAUGGUCACUCUAAGCAGCAAGUAGGCACAUCUGAGAAACACUGUAGGGGUCCAUCAUCGGUGGAUCCACAACGUAAAAUACGCAGUGGCUCUGCCUGUGUGAACGAGCCCUAAAGCUGUGCCAUCAUGUCAAAGACUCUAAAGGUAAAGCUCCCGUCCCUGCUUCCCCUUCGCCUCUUGUCUGCUCAGGACAAGACCAGUGAUGUGGUGGGAGGCUGGAAGGGGGUGGUGAUAUUUGGAGCUUAUAUUACUGUUCAUUGGAUUUAUGGUCACAGUAGUUUCUCUACCUAAUAAGCAGUAAUGUGAGAUCACCCAAGUUCAUAUUACUGGCUGAGCAGACAAAAGGAAGGGGAGCUCUGCAUUUAGUAAGUGUGAUGUGAUAUUACAGCUCACAAGAGAAAGAUCUUUGGACUAUGACUAUUAAUCAAAAUGUUUAAUAAAGAACUUAUGUUGUGUAACUGAGCCAUAACCACACACAGAUAAAUAGCUGAAAGUGACAGCUAUCGGAAAAAAAUAAUUUUGGCACACAAUGUUAGGUGAAAUGCAUUCCUCCACUUUUAUUUUUUUUUUUUCCCCAUUCACAAUUUAUGCAGACCUCCAAUAGUAAAUGAGGGUCAUUGUAUAUCAUUAUUCCUGUCUCUGUUUCACACUACCUGUGGUUCAGGCAGCAUGAAAUCACGGGCAGAUUCCCUUCAGUGUUGUUUAGCCUAUUCUAUAUACUUUAAAACAUGUCUUCAAGGGUAUCCCACUUUGCUUUUUCAAUAGCAGACCAUGAGGGGGGCAAUUUAUUAUGCUGCUACGCCGGCUUUUAGGCAUUAAAAAAAAAAAAAAACGUGCCUUUUUGCAUUUUUACACCUCUCUUGCCAGUUUUUAGAAAGAGGGUAGUGAAUAGAGAUGAGCGAACUUACAGUAAAUUCGAUUCGUCACGAACUUCUCGGCUCGGCAGUUGAUGACUU
Molecule: messenger RNA, 2674 nt
Organism: Hyla sarda
Lineage: Eukaryota; Metazoa; Chordata; Amphibia; Anura; Hylidae
Gene: GLA
Product: galactosidase alpha
Exons: 7
Coding region: 32-1258 (408 amino acids)
Biological process (GO): oligosaccharide metabolic process; glycosylceramide catabolic process; glycoside catabolic process
Cellular component (GO): cytoplasm
Molecular function (GO): alpha-galactosidase activity
Source: RefSeq, a predicted model, not a curated record